AUGAUCUUCACUGGUGGUGAACUAUUUGACAAAAUUACAAGUAGAGGGAGAUUAAAGGAAGAUGAAGCAAGAAAAUAUUUUCAGCAACUGAUUAAUGCAGUUGAUUACUGCCGUAGUAGGGGUGUAUUUCACCGAGACUUGAAGCCUGAAAAUCUGCUGCUUGAUGCCAGUGGAGGUCUUAAAGUAUCAGAUUUUGGAUUAAGUGCACUGCCUCAGCAAGUUCGAGAAGAUGGAUUGCUUCACACAACAUGCGGGACACCAAAUUAUGUUGCUCCAGAGGUGGUUAACAGCAAAGGUUACGACGGAGCAAAAGCGGAUCUCUGGUCUUGUGGUGUGAUCCUUUUUGUCCUUAUGGCAGGUUAUUUGCCAUUUGAAGAAGCCAACAUCAUGGAAUUAUAUAAAAAGGUGACUUCUGAGUCAAUGGAUGCCAUACUAUGUACGUUGUUAGUUUACUUCACCAGGAAAUUAUCAAAUUGCUGGCAAUAAAGAAAUGAUAGCCAAGAAACCAUCAGGUUCUUGAGGGUUAA
Messenger RNA from Papaver somniferum (opium poppy), 527 nucleotides. Its product is annotated as CBL-interacting protein kinase 23-like. The coding region runs from base 1 to 486 and encodes 161 amino acids. NCBI's taxonomy places the organism in Eukaryota, Viridiplantae, Streptophyta, Magnoliopsida, Ranunculales, Papaveraceae. Gene Ontology annotation, biological process: protein phosphorylation. The transcript is spliced from 6 exons. Gene Ontology annotation, molecular function: protein kinase activity; ATP binding. The record is from RefSeq and is a predicted model, not a curated record.